AUGACUCGAAAUGAAGAAAUAACUCACUGCUGCCGCGCUGACCCUCCCUGGGCUCUGGAGGUGGCCGCCUUCCCGCGAGGCCUCGACGGCGGUUCUCCAAAACCCUGGCUUCUCUUCAACACCGGAGCCGGGCAGCACAUCCUGAAGAACCCCCUCGUCGUCAACAGCAUCAUCGAGAAGGCUGCCUUACGACGUACGGAUGUCAUUCUGGAAGUAGGCCCUGGAACUGGUAACCUGACAGUGAAAAUGCUAGAGAAAGUAAAAAAAGUUAUAGCCUGUGAAAUUGACCCUAGACUUGUGGGUGAACUUCAGAAGAGAGUGCAGGGCACGUGUCUGGCAAACAAACUGGAAAUCAAGGUUGGAGAUGUUUUGAAAACAGAUUUACCAUUCUUUGAUGCAUGUGUAGCUAACUUGCCUUAUCAGAUUUCUUCGCCUUUUGUUUUCAAGUUGUUGCUUCACAGACCUUUCUUCAGGUGUGCGAUACUUAUGUUUCAAAGAGAAUUUGCACUUCGUUUGGUUGCAAAACCGGGGACUAAACUCUACUGCAGACUCUCUAUUAAUACUCAGUUAUUAGCUCGUGUGGAUCAUCUGAUGAAGGUUGGAAAGAACAACUUCAGGCCCCCUCCUAAAGUUGAAUCCAGUGUUGUCAGGAUAGAGCCAAAGAACCCACCACCACCUAUCAACUUUCAGGAAUGGGAUGGUCUGGUAAGGAUAGCCUUUGUUAGGAAAAACAAGACACUGUCCGCAGCAUUCAAAUCAAGUGCAGUAGAGCAGUUGUUGGAUCAUAAUUACCGAAUUCAUUGUUCCUUACAUAAUACAGAAAUACCAGAAAAUUUCAAAAUUGCAGAGAAAAUCCAGACAGUCUUAAAAAAUACAGGUUACUCUGAAAAACGUGCCCGUUCAAUGGAUAUAGAUGACUUUAUUAGACUUCUUCAUGGCUUCAAUGCAGAAGGCAUCCAUUUCUCAUAAGUCGUCUCAGAAGAAUG
Messenger RNA from Tinamus guttatus (white-throated tinamou), 986 nucleotides. It is a transcript of the gene DIMT1, whose product is annotated as DIM1 rRNA methyltransferase and ribosome maturation factor. Gene Ontology annotation, biological process: rRNA methylation. The record is from RefSeq and is a predicted model, not a curated record. Gene Ontology annotation, cellular component: nucleolus. NCBI's taxonomy places the organism in Eukaryota, Metazoa, Chordata, Aves, Tinamiformes, Tinamidae. Gene Ontology annotation, molecular function: rRNA (adenine-N6,N6-)-dimethyltransferase activity.